AUGCCUGUCUACUCUCUCAUAAUCAUCAAUAAAGCCGGUGGCCUCAUCUACCAACGGGAAUUUCACCCGGGCCUGCACAAGCUCUCGACAAAUGACUACCUUGUCCUUGCGGGGACAUUUCAUGGCGUCCACGCAAUCACGCGCUCCAUAACACCCAAAAUCCCCAACCCAUCCGCGACACCCACCCCAACAUCCAACAGCCAGCAAACCUCCACGCCAUCGAAUCCAUCAACACCAACGCCGGGCGCAGGGACAACCCCAAACUCCUCAUCCGGCCUCCCACCACCACACGCAUCCUCCGCCUCAAUCUCCAACUCGACAUACCCCAACCCGUCCAUCCCGAUAAGCGGGCUGGACAUGCUGGAAACGGACAAGUUCCGGCUGACGUGCUUCCAAACGCUGACGGGGACGAAGUUCUUGCUGUUUACGGACCCGCUGAUGGAGAAUGUGGAUGUUGUAAUGAAGGGUGUUUAUGAGAUUUAUGCGGACUAUGUAAUGAAGAAUCCGUUUUAUCAGAUUGAAAUGCCGGUUCGGUGUGAGAGGUUCGAUAGGGGAGUUGGGGGUUAUCUGAGGGCUAGGGGGUGA
Messenger RNA from Aspergillus puulaauensis, 585 nucleotides. RefSeq lists its product as uncharacterized. Gene Ontology annotation, biological process: endoplasmic reticulum to Golgi vesicle-mediated transport. NCBI's taxonomy places the organism in Eukaryota, Fungi, Ascomycota, Eurotiomycetes, Eurotiales, Aspergillaceae. The coding region runs from base 1 to 585 and encodes 194 amino acids. The transcript is spliced from 3 exons. Gene Ontology annotation, cellular component: TRAPP complex. The record is from RefSeq and is a predicted model, not a curated record.